This is a messenger RNA of Clavispora lusitaniae ATCC 42720, 1041 nucleotides long. RefSeq lists its product as uncharacterized. The record is from RefSeq and is a predicted model, not a curated record. Lineage: Eukaryota; Fungi; Ascomycota; Pichiomycetes; Serinales; Metschnikowiaceae.
AUGGCCCAUGAGUACUAUGCGGUUAUCUUGGAAUUUACUGCCCAAAAAGUCGCUCUAGGAUUCGCCGGAGAGCCUCAAUUCCAUGUUUGUGUUACUCCAACUUCGCCGCUUUGGAAGAAAUUUGUCUAUUCCGACAAUGAAAUCCGGUACCCCACGUUUCUAGGUCUUGGAUCACACGCCUUGCUGGCCGAGGAAAAAGACAAGAUUCGCCUGUGUUUGAGCGAAGGCGAAAAGAGAUCAGUUUCCCAGUACAACAAGGACUACGGUACCCACUGGUUCUGCUGGAAAAACGAUAAAUUCAGAGCACUAUCUCGACUAGUCAAACAUCUCAUUCUGGCGCUGCUUCUCAUCUCCAAUGCUUCAGCGAAGCUCUUUAUUAUAGACGGGGGAAUGGCGGCUGUUGAGAAAGCGCUGCUAUGUGAGUCGUUAUUUGCCCAAAACGCAGCUGUGGCAGUCACUUUUCUUCCCCGGUCUCCAUGUCUUGCCAUUUCUGGUGGGGUCGAAAACGGAACGCUAGUCCAUUUUGGCUGGAACGAAUGUUGUGUGGUUUGUGUUUGCGACUUGCGUUGUGUCUCAUCCAGAUCCUUGCUGGAGUAUUCCGGGGAAUCCAUUCAUUACCUGAUGGUCAAAAGAAUGAGCAUGAACCAAGAUGGAGAUUUUGCCCUGGUGUCGACGGAAAUGUCAAUUGAGAAUGAAACGUUGCAAUCGCUAUUCUCCAAAGACGGUUUGCCGGCACGCAUAGCUGCCGAAAUCUUGGCUCUUGACAUAGAUAGUCGACCAUUGGUCGCUCUGAACAUAUUAUUUUCGGGUGUGUUAGCUCUGGUUCUGGGACUUACAGAGAAGAUCAUCGAACAAGUGAAUCAUCAACUCGGAACGCUACAAGCUCAGAAAACACCAUGCUUAGGCGCGUGGGCCGGCGCUUCUUUGUAUUGUUCAGUGGGGCUACUUCGAGAAAACCCAUCCAAAUGGAAACACAAAGAAAUCACUCGAGAAAAGUUGAGCGGCGCAGGAUGGAAAGAACUACAGUAUCUCAAUACAUAG